Molecule: messenger RNA, 2085 nt
Organism: Danio aesculapii
Lineage: Eukaryota; Metazoa; Chordata; Actinopteri; Cypriniformes; Danionidae
Gene: eefsec
Product: eukaryotic elongation factor, selenocysteine-tRNA-specific
Exons: 7
Coding region: 281-2011 (576 amino acids)
Biological process (GO): selenocysteine incorporation
Molecular function (GO): GTP binding; GTPase activity; translation elongation factor activity
Source: RefSeq, a predicted model, not a curated record
AGAUGCUACCAGGUCAGGGAUUGUUUUUUGACAGCGCAGGAAGAGCAACUGUCAAAUUUCUGAAAAGUUUACUGAAUGAAGUAAGAGCCGAGGAAUUUAGUAUGCACUUUUAUUUCUGAUAUCAAAGUUAAUACGUUGAUAUUAUUAAAAUUCACUAAAUUACAGUGGUUUGGCUCUCUGACGGCUUUGAGCUGGUUGGUUUGAACCAGCAGCGUCGCUGUCAGCAGUUCAAAGUCUGCGCAUUCAGUUUCUGUUACCCAACCGCGGUGUUCAUCCAGAGAUGGCAGAUGUUCCCAAAACACUGAACUUUAACGUCGGUGUCCUCGGCCAUGUGGACAGCGGGAAAACAUCUCUCGCCCGGGCGCUGAGCAGCACCGCAUCCACCGCAGCCUUCGACAAGAACCCACAGUCCAAAGAGCGGGGCAUAACGCUGGAUCUCGGCUUCAGUGCGUUCACGGUGCCGUUACCGGAGCACCUGAGAGAGUCCUGCGGGGAAAAACAAUACGACAGUCUGCAGUUCACAUUGGUGGACUGUCCAGGACAUGCCUCCCUCAUACGCACCAUCAUCGGGGGUGCUCAGAUCAUUGAUCUGAUGAUGUUGGUGGUUGACGUUGUGAAAGGAAUGCAAACACAAACAGCAGAGUGCCUUUUGAUUGGUCAGCUCACCUGCUCCCGCAUGGUCGUCAUCCUCAACAAAACAGACCUCUUGCCUAGCGACAAAAGACAAGCGGCUAUUGACAAAAUGACCAAGAGGAUGCACAAAACUCUGGAGAACACAAGAUUUAAAGACUGCCCUAUUAUUGCUGUGGCAGCAAAGCCAGGUGGUCCAGAGGCCCCGGAUACAGAUGAGCCUCAGGGAAUUACUGAACUCAUAGAUUUACUAAAGGCCCAGUCGUUCCUUCCUCAUAGAGAUCCGUCAGGCUCUCUUCUGAUGGCCGUAGAUCACUGCUUCUCCAUCCGUGGCCAGGGAACUGUCAUUACUGGCACAAUCCUACAAGGGUCACUCAGUGUUAAUGAUAAUGUGGAGAUACCAGCGUUAAAGGUCACUCGGAAGGUCAAAUCUGUGCAGAUGUUUCGCAAGCCGGUGCCUAGUGCUAUGCAGGGGGAUCGGGUUGGCGUGUGCGUGACACAGUUUGACCCAAAACUGCUAGAACGAGGUGUUGUUUGCACACCAGGUUCAUUGCAGACUCUUUACGCCGCUAUUAUAUCCGUCCAAAAGAUUGAAUACUACCGCGGAGCACUUCACAGCCGUGCAAAGUUUCACAUCACUGUUGGACAUGAAACCGUUAUGGCGCGCAUCUCCUUUUUCAAUCGAGUGCUUCCAGCCAAUGAAAACGGAGACUGUAAGCCCACAUCUCAAGAGCAAAGUCCAAACUCUUUCUCAUUUGACUGGGAGUUUCAUCACCUGGAUGAGCAUUUGACUAGUCAGGCAGAAGGUGGGAAAGGGGAACCACAGCAGUGGGCUUUGCUGGAGUUUGAACGACCGGUCACAUGUCCACCCCUUUGCUUAGUGAUUGGGUCACGACUGGACUCAGAUAUUCAUGGUAACACUUGCAGGCUCGCUUUUCACGGAAAGCUUCUGGAAGGCUUUGAGGACAAAAACUACACGGAGACAGCACUGCCUCGACUCAAAAUCAGCAAAGACAAGCAGAAAGAAGGAGCAGUGGAACGGGUGACAGAUGACUAUACUGUGAUUGGUCGAAACCUGUUUAAGAAGGAGACAAACCUUCAGCUAUUCGUGGGUUUAAAAGUCACACUGUCAACGGGGGAAGCGGGGUCCAUUGAAGGUGGAUUUGGCCAAAGUGGAAAGAUCAAAAUCCGAAUACCAGAGGGACUGAAAGAAGAAACCAAGCAGCUUCUCUCCUCUUCCUCUAAGAAGAAGGGAAAGGGUGGGUCAAAGAAUGAAUCCCCCAAAUCGGAGGAAGCCAAGCCAGAUGCUCAGCCAGUCACCAUACACCUGAACUUUAAACGCUAUAUAUAUGAUCCCCACAAAAAGAUGGUACAGUCCUGACCCUCAGACUUAAAUCUACUAAAACUAGGAUGUGCAGCAGAAAACGUUGAAGUUUAAUUAUGAUAUUUUGCAUU